GUCCCCUUGGUACAUCAGGGAACGCCCUGUCUGUGGGUGAGGCAUGCCACUCUCCCACUUGCCAGCCAGGCUCCUAGUCGAUCUCUACCCUCCACAGUGGAAAGGUCCUGAGCCACAGCCUUUUCAACAUGUCUAGGGAUCUUCAGUUCAAAUGACAUCCAAGGCCAUUGGCAGGAGUGAGGAGAUAGGAGCCUGGGAGCAGGGCGCAGGUGCUGAAUUUUCCAUCCACCUGUGGUUGGUCUCUGGGGUGAGCCUGUACCAACAUGAGUGACAGCUUCCUUGGUGCACGGAGACAUGGUGAGACCGGGGUGGCAGGGGAGGUUCCACACCCCUGCUGGCCAGCGAGCUCUGGGGGCAGCCACAGCCCUAAUCAGCUGACGAAGGAGCCUUUGUCCUCAUGGGCAUCUUAUCAGCAGUGCCAGGCGGAGCCAUCACCGCAGUGGGCAGCAUCCCAGGCCUGUUAUCAGCCCAGAGUCCACAGGACACUCUGGGUUAACGUGUAACCACACACCAUCCCUCUACCCCAAAGCAUUCAGUGUCCAGAAGGACCUGGCAGUGGUAACACAGCCAACAUGGGUUCCAGGAAAGAGGGGCUGUCUCGAAAGGUUCGCUCCUCAACCCAAAAGCAGCCCCCUGUAUACAGGUGGCUCAUCCCGUUUGUGCUCGCCUGCGUUGUCUACUUCCUGCUCUGGAUUCCUGAGGACCAACCGUCGGGCUUCAGUGCCCUAGUCAAGAGCCUGCCCAUCUUCUGCCUGGGGCUGUUCGUGCGGGCCACGGCCUCUCACCAGAGCUCCUGCGCCUGCCUGACGGUGGCCCUCCUGUGUUCCGCUGUGGGGGACAUCUGCCUCAUCUGGCCUCAUGCCUUCCUCUAUGGUAUGGGUGCCUUCGCCGCAGCCCACCUGCUAUACAUCUGGACCCUGGGCUGGACACCACUGCAGCCAGGUCUGCUGCUGCCCAUUGGGCUCUUCUCUGUGCCCUACUCGGCUCUCCUGCUGCUGCGCGUGCCCCCAGACAUGGUGCUUCCUGUGACGGCCUACGCGGUCAUCCUGGCUGCCAUGCUGUGGCGUGGCCUGGUCCGGGGCGGCGUGGCUAGAUGGGGGGCGCUGCUCUUCGUUGUCUCGGACUCUGUGCUGGCUUGGACCACCUUCGCUCGGCCCCUGCCUCACGCCCGCCUGGUGGUCAUGGCUACCUAUUAUGCCGCCCAGCUCCUGCUGGCCCUGUCAGGUGUCAGGGGCACCCAUCUCAAGGCCCACUGACUAGAGGCACAGUGGGGCAGAGGUAUGCCGCCUCCCGUCCUGCCUCCUUCAGGACCCCGGACACCAGCCUGGCAGGGGCCAUACUCAGGGGCAAGGGUCUGGGCAUGGGGCUCCAGUGCCCCCACCUGCAGGCAUCGGGCUGUCAGGAGAUGGCAGCAGACUGUUGGGUGGAUUCUGAACCUGGCCCCAAGUUCCAGCCUUUUACCGCACUUCUGUGACCCCUGGCCGCCACCGGCCUUGUCAGUGGCCCAGACCUAGAGGAGAUAUGGAAAGAGACAACCCCACCCCAUUAUUUGGGUGGGGCCAGCUCAAGGACAGAUAAAAAACCACGACUAAUGGCUGUUUCCGCUGCUCCCUGGGCCCUUCUAAAGCUAAAGAAGCGUGUUCCUGGGGCUGUGCCAAGUGUGUCAUCACUGCGCUGAGCCUUCCAGGCGCUGUGCCCUAUCCACGUGCUGUGCUGUGUCCACUGCCCUGGGUCCCAGCACUGCAGAGUCCUGACAGCUGGGGCAGUCACUGCAGUCUCCACAUGGGGGAGGUUACUCCCAGAGCACACCCAGCUCUCCCGCAUCUUCCCGGGUCCCUGGGCACCCAGGCAUCGGGUCGCUCCGGCAAGCCUCCAUUUCGUCUGCAAUGACACUUUCUCAGUCCUGUCUCCUUCGUAGGUCUGGGUGUAGGCCUGGGACACACCUGUUGCGGACA
Messenger RNA from Sorex araneus (European shrew), 1955 nucleotides. RefSeq names its product transmembrane protein 86B (gene TMEM86B). The record is from RefSeq and is a predicted model, not a curated record. Gene Ontology annotation, cellular component: membrane. NCBI's taxonomy places the organism in Eukaryota, Metazoa, Chordata, Mammalia, Eulipotyphla, Soricidae. The transcript is spliced from 3 exons. Bases 573 to 1256 code for a protein of 227 amino acids.